GCAAGUGUCGUGGUUCGUCUUUCUUCUUCUUCUUCUCCCCCAAUCCGAGCCACAAACGUCGCAACUCCUUGGCUGAUCGCAGCGUGCUUGGCCUUUUCGUCUUCAGCAGGAACGUGUGCUUGCACCGCUGAAGCCUAAAUUGAUUUAAGUAGAAAAGGUUGUUUCUACAAUGGCUACAGUUGACGAAGUUGGUGUGUGUGCACUUGUGUUCGAUUUUCUGGCGAAAAAGGACAAAUCGUUGGCACAUUUAUUUCAACAGAAGACGAAAGCGGUAACAUUACCGAAAGGAUCACCCACAAUAUUUGAUGUUGUUAGACAUUAUCAGAGCACAUCUCCGAAGAAAAUUGUGGUUAAGAAUCAAUCAAAGAAGGAUUCAAGUUCUGAAUCUAGUUCAGAAUCCGAAGAUGAAACUCCCAAGAAAGUAAAUGGUGUUGCCAAACCUGCUCAGAAAGUUGCCAAUGGCAAAGCUGCAAAGUCAAGUAGUGAGGACAGUAGCUCUGAAGAGGAACAACCGAAGAAACUGUCUACACCUGCCAAACCAACUCCUAAGGCAGCUGUGCCGAAGAAAGCAGAAUCCAGUGACAGUGAUGACAGUGAUAGUUCAGAUGAGGCUCCAACCAAGAAACCAGCUACACCAGCCAAGACCGCUACUCCUGCCAAGGCUACUCCUGCCAAGGCUACUCCUGCCAAGGCUACCCCUGCCAAGGCCACUCCUGCCAAGGCUACUCCAGCAAAGAAAGCCGAAAGCAGCAGUGAGGACUCGGACGACAGUUCUGAAGAUGAAGAAACUGUUCCCAAGGUUGUAACGAAGGCUGCUCCAGCCAAAGCUGCUCCCAUCAAGGCACCUACUCCUGCCAAGAAGAAAGAAUCAAGUUCUGAUGAUUCAGAUUCAUCUGAUGAUGAACCACCUAAGGGGAAGCAGGUGAAACCGACACCUGCCAAGCCUGUUGCUCAGAAAGAAGAUUCAUCGUCCGAUGACAGUGAUGAUGAUGAUGGCGAAGUUGUUACUCCAGCUUUCAAGCCUGGUCAAUCUAAAGGACCUGCCAAACCAGCUGCCAAGCCAGCUGCUAAAGCAGCAGCAGAGUCAAGUGAUGACAGCGACAGUGAUUCUUCUGACUCAUCCAAACCAGCAGUCAAGGUUCCGACUCCAGCCAAAUCACCUGCAGUAAAGAAGGCUGUUGCUAAAGCUAAGGAAUCAUCGUCUGAAGACUCAGAUGAAGAUUCAGAUGAGGAGGAAGCUCCCAAAAAAGUACCUGUGAAGGUUACCCCUGCCAAGGCUGCUCCUGCUAAGGAGAGUUCUUCAGAGGACUCUGACUCUAGUGAAGAAAGUGCCCCUGCUCCUAAACCUGCUGCCAAGGCUUCACCUCAGAAAAGGAAACGGGAGAAGUCUAGUUCUGAGGAAGAGGAUGAGGAUGAAACACCAAAACUGAAAAAGCCAGCAGCUAGCCCAUACUCAAACCAUUUUGUGAAAGGAGAUGAUCAGGAAAAUGAGGAUUGCGAAUCAAAAGUAAAUCAGGCUCGCCGCCUCUCUGAACCAUUCCGAAGAGUGCGAGCUGAAACUGUAGCAGUUGAUCCACGCUUCGCCAAUAACUCAUUUGACGCCAAGAGGGGUUCACGGGGCUCUUGGGGUGAAAGAGCCAAUGAAGACUUGAGAUUUACCAGAGGCAAGUCAUUCCGUCAUGAGAAGACUAAGAAGAAGCGUGGGAGCUACCGAGGUGGUCAGAUUGAUGUGACCGUGAAUUCUAUUCGUUUUGAGGACUGAUUGUUUUGAUUUUGAACUUGUGUGACAAAGCUAUGGACUAAAUGUCUGCAUCAUGCUGUUGUAUCUACUACAAAUGAAGUGGGGCAAUGGAGAUUCAUGGUAUUAUACAACCAUGUGUAUAAGUUUAAAAUUAGGCUAAGUGGUGUCAGUCCUGCUGAGAGGGCUUGAAUGAUCACUAUGUAAAUAUUGUUAUUCUUUGUCCACUAGUGGACAGAAGUGUUACCUCUUUUGUAUCUUACUUUUUAGGGAUAAGAUUGUGGUUUCAAGAAGUGACAAGUUUUGUGACUGAAAAGUUUUACUUUUUAAUGCUGGCUUCAUAAUGUACCUAAUAUAAUACUGCAUUUUUUGAUGCUAGGUCUUAUAUGCUUGUAAAUAUGUCCUAUGUGUAUGAUCUAGUGUUAACUGACUGUAUUAUGACAAGACGUUAUAAAAGCCCAGUAUGUGUUUGCACCUGAGUGUAAGCUGCCUGUCUGAUCACAUUUAUUAAAUUGUCGAAGCUGGCAUAUAUUUUAUUCAAA
This is a messenger RNA of Frankliniella occidentalis (western flower thrips), 2280 nucleotides long. Its product is annotated as nucleolar protein dao-5. NCBI's taxonomy places the organism in Eukaryota, Metazoa, Arthropoda, Insecta, Thysanoptera, Thripidae. The transcript is spliced from 11 exons. The record is from RefSeq and is a predicted model, not a curated record. The coding region runs from base 170 to 1762 and encodes 530 amino acids. Gene Ontology annotation, cellular component: nucleolus; nucleoplasm.